AUGACGCCAGUUCCUGUCUCUGACGCCAUCUUGAGUGUCCUGUCAGGUGACUUCCUGCAGCUGCGCUGCUCCUCCGUGGGUUCCCCGCAAUCCUUGCCCGACACUGCCACCACAGCCGGGACCGGGCCGACUGCGCGUGCGCCAGGCCCGGCGGGAGGCGGCGGCAGGCGCGGGAAGCGCCACUGCGGCGCUCGGACAUUCACUGCGCGUGCGCGCGUCUCUGAGCUGCAGUACCGCUUUUGCUCUGCGGGUGGCGCAGGAGAGCCGUUUGAGGCAGUGCGCAUGCGCGGCGGCCCCGGCUGCAGUUCCGCCAUUGGCCUGCAGGUGUCCCCCGAGACACCGGACAGCCAGCGCUGGUCCGCAGGGGUAGCAGCUCGCCAUGCAGCCCUGGAAUUCUCCGCCUCAGACCAGAGCUUCAUCCUUCAGGAUUUCAACUCCCCCCAGGGCACCUUUGUCAACAGCUGCCAGGUGCAAAACGCGGCCGUCAGGGUGAGGCCGGGGGAUGUGCUGAGCUUCGGCACCGCGGGAGUGUCCUUGGAGCUGGUGCUGGAUGGGGAUGCCCAGGGAAAGGUGGGUGGGGAUGGCCAGGGUGAGAAGCUACUGCAGAAGGAAAUGGGUCACCUUUUUGGUCUGGAAACACAGUUAAAGGGGAAGGAUGUGGUGAUAAGAGACUUGCAGGAGGAGAUCACAGCCAUGACAAAGAAACUGGCCCAGGCAGCAGUGAGGAACGAGGCUGAGCUGAGCCAGAAGCUGCUCACCUUCAACCAGGAGCUGGGAGCCCAAACACAGGAGAUCAAAGCCCUGAGAGAACAGAUCAGUGACCUGCAGAAAGGCUCAAACCAGGUUUUCAGCCAUUCCCUCCAUGAAAGAGACCUGGAGAUUGGGAGGCUGAGGAGAGAAAGUGAGAAGCUGAGGAGGGACCAGGCUUUGACUGCAGGUCUGGUGAGCAACAUGCAAAGGGAACUUCUGCAAAAGGAGCAGAAAAUCCAGAAACUCCAGCAAGAGACGGAAAAACUGAACAAGGAAAACCGAGAGAAGGACAAUCAGCUGGCCAUGGUUUCAGCCAAGUGCUUGAGAAUUAAAGAACAAGCAAGGCAUGAACUUGGAGAGCAAGAGCUGAUCUCCUGCAGAAAUCGCAUUGAGGAGCUGGAGCAGGACCUGGAGGGGCUGCAGAAGGAGAUCCAGAAACACCAGAGUGUCCAAAAGCAACUGGCUGAGAAAGCCAAGGCAGAGGAGGAACUGAAGGCAGCCUGGUGCCGGCAGGCAGAGCAGCUGCAGGAGAUGGGGCACAGGGAGCUCCUGCUGAGAUCUGACGUGCAGAGAGCUGAGGAGCAGCUGGAGUCGUUCAAGAGCCAAGUGAUGCAAGUCUGCUCUCCAUCAGCACUUGGCAGCACAGGGAAAUCUGCAACAGAGCAGCAGGUGAUGGAGAAGGUCAGGCAGAUCUGUGAUGAGAACCAACAAAGCCAUGAGAGAGAGAAGAGUCUGCAGGAGGAAUUGAGCUCCAGGCUCACAAAGGAGAAGGAGUUGUCUGCAAACAUCGAGGUGUUCAAGAACUCCCUGCAGAAGCUCCAGGCUUGCCUGAGGAGCCCCUGCAGCAGCUCCAGCCUGCGAGGGGAGCUGGGGCAGCUGGAGAUGCUGUGCCUGGAUCCCUCCCUCUCAGCCAUCAGGACAGCAGUGGUGGACAUGGCACAUGGUGUCCUGUCCUGGCUGGAGGGGGCAGAGCAGCUCCUGGCCAGCACAGGGAUGGACCUGCACACCUCUGGCAAAGGGCUGUUGGCUGCUCUGGGGAGUUUGUCAGAGAAGAGUCAGGAGAUGGCACAGAGGAAUCAGAUGCUGCAGGAGCAAUUAGAGAAGCUCCAGGAGCUGCAGGCAGAGCUGCUGCAGGAACACACAAAGGAGCUAGAAGCAAAACAUGAACAAGACUUAGAGAUAAAAAUCCAGCAAAUUAUCCUGGAAAAGGACAAGGAGAGCAGACAGAUUCUGGAGAGCGCUGUCACCAAGGAGAAGGACAGGUACAGGAAAUCUGUGGAGGAAGAACAGAAGAAGAUCCAAGAGUUGGAAAGCCACCUAAGAAGCAUGGCUGAGACAACAGCAAAGAAGGCAGAGGAGCAGGAACUGGCAGAGGGAAAACUGAGAGAAGCUUUGCAUGAGCUGAAGAAAAUCACUGCACAAGAGGCAGAGUUACAGCAGCAGGUGCUUCAGCAGGACCAACAGCUCAGGGCUGCCCAGGAGGAAAAUGAGUUACAGAGGCACAAACUGCAAGAAGAAGUAGCAGGAUACAGGGAGCAAAGCAAGCAGCAUUCCCUGACCAUCUUGGCUUUACAGGACAGGCUGCUAGAGGCCACUGAGCAGCAGAAGGUGCUGGAGGAGGAAAAGGCAGCACUUGUGGAAAAAUUGGAAGGAUUUCAGUGUGAUGCCAAUAGGUCAGCAUCAGGAAAUUGGCUGGAGGUUUGUCCUGCCAUGGAGUCUCAUGUUUGUCUGAGGAAACUGCAGGAGGAGCUGGCAGUGGCACAGGGCACGCUCCUGGAAAAGAAGGCGAUCAUCAGCAGGCUCAGCAGGGAGCUGUCAGAAACCAGAGCCAGGAUGUCAGACAUGAGAGGGGAGCUGAGUGAAGAGCAGAAGGUGGAGCUGGAGCACAGCCAGAGGCAGCUGAAACACCGGCAGUGGGAAGUGAACCAGCUCAGGGAGAAGCUAUCCGAGAUGUCCAGCCUUGUGGAGGAGAAGGAUCAGGCCCUGAAAGCAGCAGCUGAAGAGUUAAGCCAGGCCCAAAGGCGCUGCCAGGUGCUCAGGGAUGCUUCCCAACAAACACUGGAGAGCCCAGAGGAUGCUCCCAGGACACCAGUGCAGCGCUUUGGAACCGCCAAGUGUUUGCAUGGAGAUGCCCCCCAGGCUUUGUUCUUGUGCCAAGUGCCCAGUGUCUGCCAGCAAGGCUGUGUUUACAUUGAACUUCAGACUGGGCAAGAAUCUGAAUUCUUCCAGGAGCCACCAUCAGACUUGGCUGAGCUUGGUGCAAAAUGCCAAGGCCUGAGGCACGAGGAGACAAUCCAGCGCCAAAAGGAAGGAUUGGCUGAGCUCCGGGAGAGAGUGAAGGUGCUGGAGAAGAGACAGUGCUCAGAUGCUGUGAAGAGCAAUUCAGAGCCACUGGUGGUCUGGAUGAAAGACUUAGCAGAGAAAAUAGUCCAACAAAGAGGUCUUGAGCUGGAACCUGCACCUGUGUUGGGAGAAAAACUGAAGGCUGGCAAGGCUCCUGACCACAUUCCCAGUGGGAGCUCCUUCAAGAUCACCAACAGCCCAGUGGAAAUGGCUGAGGUGACAGACCUGGGUGAGAAGAUGUACCUUGAUGUAAUCGGUGCUCUGGGAUGCCUGAUGGAGAUGAAGGAGCUGUCAGGAGUGCAGCCUCUGCAGCGCCUUCCUCGGGAUACAAGGGCAGAAGUGGGGCUGCAGAGACAGAAAGCUCUGGAGCUGUUGUACAAAACGAUCAGGAACCUCCAGGUUUGCCUGGAAAGGAAAGAAGAAAGGCUGAAAGAUUAUGAGGGAAGUGUGGAGCAGCUCAGGCAGAGCCAAGCUUCCCUGCAAAGCUGCCAGGGGGAGAUGUCCAAGCUGGAAGAUGAAGCCCACGGGGAGGCAGAGGAGAAGGCUCCGGAGGGGAUGCAGCUCCAGCUG
Messenger RNA from Sturnus vulgaris (Common starling), 3663 nucleotides. Lineage: Eukaryota; Metazoa; Chordata; Aves; Passeriformes; Sturnidae. The record is from RefSeq and is a predicted model, not a curated record.